CCUCACCCCUGGAGCGAGGUCCGCACCCAUGGCCCCUCCAUCUCGUCCGUAUGUACGUACGUACACGUACACGGUACAUUUCCCGUGGACUAGCUAUGCCCAAAUGCCAUCUUUCCUCUCAAAACUGUGUCUUCCCGCCUUCCAUGUGGCAGACCCGCUUCGCUUUCCGUCGAGUCGAGGGCAAGCCACCUCAGGACCCCCCGUACCUCGACCAUACAUAUAUCCUCCCACCGCCGCAAUCUCGUCCCCUGUUGCUCUCAAACUGGAAAGUGCCUUAGCAUCAUCAAUUCCCAAGCACUUGUCUCCCACCAUUACUCCUCAGACCUUCAAACAAACGUUACCCUCCAGAGGAAACCCAUCCCGUCCCUUACCGUUCCAGGCACAAGGUUGAAAAGCCGUUCCGCUCUCGCCAUGGUUAACCCCUACGUUCUUGGGGGAGCUUCCUUCCCCGACGAAGACCUACCCUUCAUGAGUCAGCCUUACAAUGAGUAUGAAGAUGGCUUCGGAGCCUCGAACAGAAUAACGUUCAUCGACCCCGACCUUCAGACUCCCUCGCCGACUUCCUAUGGCAACCUCUGGGCCGCUCCUGUUCCCCAGUCCCACAAAGAGAACCACUCCACGUACCUUGGUUCCGACCUUUCAAGGCGGGUAUCGAGCCACGCACCUCUCCGCCCCGCGAUAGCUCUCCCCCCGACGUCGUCGUCCUAUCCCCGCUGCCCGAGUCCCCUCUCGUCAAUCGAACCGUCACCGCCCGGUGGUGGACUCAGCCCUGGCCCAGACACCGAGUCGUACCACGACGGCUACCCGAGAACACCACCUGACACGAACUUGCUCUCGCCCUUCCAGGGAUUCUUGCCGUUGGAACCGACCGCCCACGCCGUUCAGUUCAUGAGCAUGGGACCCGACUACGUGAAUCCCUUCGAGGUCAACUCCACCCAGCAACUUGAGUAUAGCGAGAGCGAUAACGGCAUCGCCGACUUUGACUUUACUACUCCUGUCCAACCAAACUACUUCGACAGUCACGUCGGCCACGAUCUGGAGCCGCCACAGGGCACCGCCGCUACCCUUGAUUUCUCUGUCAGCCAGGCUGCGCUUGAACCCAUGCAAUCGAUCGCCAAAGGGGAAAUCGAGGCUCCGAGCGAGUACCCGCCACUGGAAGAGGACGCGAGCUCAGAAGGCGAGCCCCUAGGCAAGCGCCGGAACGACGAUGACGACGAGGAUUACCAGCCGAUCAAGAAGCAGAGGACGAGCGCCAGGACAUCAGCGCGGCGCGCAGACAAGAUAGCCAUCGCCGCUCCCGUCUCGCCCUCCUCCCGGCGAACGCGCAACCGGGCCGCCAAUCCUACCGCGGCCCCUCGUGUAACCCAUCUCUCUUCGGGCAACAACAGAGCCCGGCUCAGCUGCCCCGACUGCAAAAAGACCACCUUCACCUCCCAGUCCGACCUCGAAGCCCACCUCAACAAAGAACACCGCCGCCCCUUCAACUGCGUCUUCGACUUCGCCGGCUGCAACUCGACCUUCGCCAACAAGAACGAAUGGAAGCGCCACGUCUCCACCCAGCACCUCCUCCUCCACUACUGGGUCUGCACCGAAGGCGCCUGCGCCCACGCCCACGCCAACAACAACAACCAAACCGGCGCUCACGCCCUCUCCCCGAUCAUCCCAACCACCCCCGACUCCACCACUACCACCACCACCCAACCCACCGGCGCCAUCUUCAACCGCAAAGACCUCUUCACCCAGCACCUCAAGCGCAUGCACGCGCCCAAGGAGGUAAAAGACCUCCCCGCCAAACGCACCACCACCACCUCCUCCUCCAACACAACCAAACAACCCACCUCCGCCACAGCCAACGCCCUCGCGCAAUGGAACACCCGCCUCAAGCACCUGCAAGACACAGCGAUCCGCCCGCGCUGCCAGCUCCCGCAGCUCAUGCGCUGCCCCGUGGCGGGCUGCGGCGCGGGGCCCUUCCGCGGCGACGGCGCGUGGAACGAGCGCAUGGAGCACGUCGCCAAGCACAUGGACCGCGCCGCUCGCGGUGGGAACGGCAACGGCACCAGUACUACUACUACUACUAGUGGGGGAGAGGCGGGGGGGAGGGUGGUGUUUGGCGGGGAGGGGGACGCCUCGCUGGUGGAGUGGGCGGCGAGCAGCCAGGUGGCGAUUAUUAUCCCGCGCGGGGAUGGGAAGGGGUGGGUGCUGAAGGCGCCGCUGCGGCGGGGGCCCGGGGGGAAUGUGGUUGUUACUGCGCCGGUGGUUGGGGGGGGUGGGGAGGAGGGGAGGGUGGAGGGGGAGAUUGUGGUUGCGGAUGGGGGGGAGGAGGAGGAUGCGGAGGGGGAGGAGGAUGAUUGA
Messenger RNA from Chaetomium fimeti, 2352 nucleotides. RefSeq lists its product as uncharacterized. The coding region runs from base 412 to 2352 and encodes 646 amino acids. Gene Ontology annotation, molecular function: DNA-binding transcription factor activity. The record is from RefSeq and is a predicted model, not a curated record. The transcript has a single exon. NCBI's taxonomy places the organism in Eukaryota, Fungi, Ascomycota, Sordariomycetes, Sordariales, Chaetomiaceae.